This is a messenger RNA of Anopheles cruzii, 636 nucleotides long. It is a transcript of the gene tun, whose product is annotated as protein N-terminal glutamine amidohydrolase. NCBI's taxonomy places the organism in Eukaryota, Metazoa, Arthropoda, Insecta, Diptera, Culicidae. Bases 1 to 636 code for a protein of 211 amino acids. Gene Ontology annotation, molecular function: protein-N-terminal glutamine amidohydrolase activity; protein-N-terminal asparagine amidohydrolase activity. The transcript is spliced from 4 exons. The record is from RefSeq and is a predicted model, not a curated record. Gene Ontology annotation, cellular component: cytosol; nucleus.
AUGUCGACAAACGAUGCCAACUUUAUGCUGUUUCCAAACAUUAGCGACUGCUCCUACGUUUCAUGUUACUGCGAGGAAAACGUGUGGAAGCUGUGUGAGCAGGUCAAGAAAACACACCCGUCUGAGCUGACGAAAUGCUAUGCCGUGUUUGUGUCGAAUGAACGACGAACCGUGCCGCUAUGGCGGCAAAAAGCAGGCCGCGGCGACGAGAAGCUGGUGAUAUGGGACUACCAUGUGUUUUUCAUGCACAAUCCGUCACCCAAUCGAUGUCUGGUGUUCGAUCUCGACACGACCCUACCGUUCCCGACCUACUUUCAUAAAUACGUUACCGAAACGUUCCGGUCGGAUUAUGCCUUAACACCGGAACAUCACAGGUUCUUCCGAGUGAUACCGGCAGAGAAGUAUCUGACCGAGUUUUCGUCCGACCGACGCCAUAUGCGUAGACCGGAUGGGUCCUGGAUAAAGCCACCACCCUCCUACUCGCCCAUCCAGACUAACGGUAAUUCACAUAGUUUGGACGAUUUUAUAUGCAUGAAACCAGGUAAAGGACCAGGCGCAGUUCACGAUCUACUUCACUUUGUACAGCAGUUUUACAAACCGCCGGAUCGGAACGUUGGAACUAAAACGCAAAAUUAA